This is a messenger RNA of Ceratina calcarata, 2144 nucleotides long. RefSeq lists its product as uncharacterized. Lineage: Eukaryota; Metazoa; Arthropoda; Insecta; Hymenoptera; Apidae. The coding region runs from base 624 to 2114 and encodes 496 amino acids. Gene Ontology annotation, molecular function: nucleic acid binding. The transcript is spliced from 2 exons. The record is from RefSeq and is a predicted model, not a curated record.
UUUGCGGUUGGCUUCUGUACUCUAUGUAUACUAUCUCUAUGUAUGAGAUAGCCAAGCUCCGCCUUCAGGACCAUCACGUGACCAAACAGCGGCAAUUUCAAAUCACGGUUCACACGUAUGGUAGUGGAAUAGUAGUAACUCCAAUUCUGUACUUCGUAUACUUUCCGUUUUCUGUCACAAAAUACCGCAAGCAAUGCUCCGUCCUUCAGAUCCAUACGGGACCAAUAGAUAUAGCUAACAAUCAUGGCGACACAAAACCAGGAAUCAUACUUGUUCUUUUAGUAAUGUUGCUGAUUUUUAAAGCAUUUUUCCAUGCAUUGGAGAGAUCUAUCUUUUUAGAGUUGCCAAAUACAUUCUGCCUCUUUACAAAGCGUUCGUUUGCGCGAGGGAAGCAUAUGAUAACUGAGAUGUGAAUUUUUAUUUGCUCUGCUCCCACAAUUUUUCACUGCACAAUAAUCCCAGUUGGUACUUUUUUUACGUGAUAUAAACUUGCCAAUCUCCCUCGCACUUAUUUCAUUAAUGAAAAAUACAAGAUUAACGAAAAUUGCUGUGCCAAACAAUGCUUUCGCCUGGCGCGCCUGGCUUUGUCUAGUUCUUCUGCUCGCCACGAGAGGUCAUGGUAAAUGUGUCAAUUCCCAAUAGAGUGGAUAGAAUGUUCCUCAGUGUUCCAAACGUAUGUAGUGAAUCAGAGUUUUUGUGAGUUUCGAAAGUUCCGAAUUUUUCCAAAUAUUGAAUAUUUCCUUGUGCUUAUUGUAUAUUGUAUUGAGGAUUUGGAAAUAGAGAAAGGAUCUGGAAAAUCUAGCAUGCCUGCAACAAAAAAAAAUACAUCGGGAAAGUUCGUCGGAUCAUCUCAGAGAAUGAGAAUUAUAAACCUUUACAAACAUAUGAUGAGCAAAAAGCCAAUUCCAAGAUAUAAAUCGAUGAUAAUUGAGCUAAUGAAGGAAACGGGAAUUGGUAAAACAACAAUACAGAAGACAAUUUCUGAAUAUAAAUCUACAGGCAGAGUAACCUCGCCAAACAGGACGAGACCGCGCGUAAAAAUUUUUCAAAAAUUGUCUGACGAAGAAGUACUUAGUAUACGCAAGAAGGUACAUGAUUGUUGGUUCUCUCGCGAAAUUCCGAACGUGAAAAAAAUAUGGAAAGCUGUAAAUGAUGACCCGCAGCUCCCGUCCUUCAGUGAGUCGUCCAUGUAUCGGAUAUUAAAGCAAUUGGAAUUCAAAUGCAUAAUUCGUUGUCACAAUAACGCUUUAAUCGAGGAGGACUACAUUGUCGCCUGGCGACAACAAUACAUUGAGGACAUUCAACGAUAUCGAACAGAAGGGCGUCCAAUAUAUUAUUUAGAUGAAACUUCGAUUAACGUUGCAGACUCCCCGGUAAAAAGCGAACUGCCGAUAAGCAAUCCUGAGACCUCUUGCAACAAAGACCGGUUGCUUAUUGCACACGUCGGGUCAUCGGACGGAUUUCUACCUGGAGCUCUCCUUUGUUGCCAAUCCAAAACAGAUUCUGACGAUUAUCUUAAGGAAAUGAACAACUAUACAUUUUUUACGUGGUUCAGGAAGAUUUUGCCCAUGCUAAGAGAUCGGGCAGUUAUUGUGAUGGACGAUACUCCACUCCACAAUAUGAUAAUUGAAAAUUAUCCAAAUUUAGAUUGGAAGAAAAACGAUAUAAUUACGUGGCUGAUAGGUAAGGGGGAAAAGCUGCAGUCUGUACACUAUGUAAAGGUGCAAUUACUUAAAUUAGUUGAGAAGCAUAAGCGCCCGGACGACAGAAAUUAUGUCGUUGACGAGUUUGCAAAGCAGUUUGGACAUACUGUGGUACGCCUUCCCCCGUACCAUUGGGAAUUGAAUCCCAUUGAAUUGGCAUGGGCAAAAAUAAAAGAAUACAUCCGAGCUCAAAGUACAAUGGACAUGUUACCAGAUGUUGAACACUUAGUUGAAUCAGCCGUGAAAAAUGUGAACGCCGAGUCAUGGCAAAAUUUAAUCAUGCAUACAACGGAAGUAGAAACUAAGUUGCGUCAGCUUGACUACAUCACGGACGACAUGUUAGACGAAGGUGAACCCUGGAUGGAUAAUCAGUCCGAUGAUUCCGGCGGAAUUGAUUCCGAAACUGAAUGAUGCUAUAUUAAAGACCUUCACAUUUUUGGA